Ipomoea triloba (trilobed morning glory) is the source of this 1566-nucleotide messenger RNA. Its product is annotated as probable flavin-containing monooxygenase 1. Bases 1 to 1566 code for a protein of 521 amino acids. Lineage: Eukaryota; Viridiplantae; Streptophyta; Magnoliopsida; Solanales; Convolvulaceae. The record is from RefSeq and is a predicted model, not a curated record. The transcript is spliced from 5 exons. Gene Ontology annotation, molecular function: flavin adenine dinucleotide binding; NADP binding; N,N-dimethylaniline monooxygenase activity.
AUGGAGAAACGAAUAGCUAUCAUUGGAGCUGGAAUCAGUGGCCUUCUAGCCUGCAAGUAUGCAGUGCAGAAGGGCUUCAAUCCAACAGUGUUUGAAGCCCAAAGUUCCAUAGGAGGAGUUUGGACUCAAACCAUCGAAUCAACUAAGCUUCAGACCGCGAAAGAAGCUUUCCACUUCACCGAUUUCCCCUGGCCAUCGUCUGUAAAGGAGCAUUGUCCUCCCGGCUCUGAUGUCUUAAGGUAUAUCGAGUUAUAUGCUGAGCAUUUCGGGUUGCUGUCGUACAUAAAGUUCAACUCCAAAGUCAUUAGUAUAGACUAUGUUGGAGAUUCUGAUGAAGAAAUGCUGUCUUGGGAGGUUUGGAGUGGAAAUGGUAACCCUUUUGGCUCUAAAGGGAAAUGGAAACUAUUAGUGCAGCAACUUGGUGAUAACUCAUUAGCAAAGUAUGUUGUGGAGUUUGUGGUUUUGUGCUCAGGAAGAUUCAGUGGUCUGCCUAACAUCCCAGACUUCCCUUUAGGCCAAGGGCCAGAAGUUUUUGGUGGGAAAGUGAUUCACUCCAUGGAAUAUUCUGCAAUGGACAAUGCAAGUGCUGCAGAGCUGAUCAAAGGGAAGAGAAUUGCUGUCAUUGGAUCACAAAAGUCUGCGGUGGAUAUUGCAGCUGAAUGUGCAGAUGCAAAUGGUGCAAAAAAUCCUUGCAUCAUGAUUCAAAGGACUGUUGAUUGGAUGCUUCCAAGUGCCUUCUUUUGGGGGGUCAGUUUUGCUUUACUGUAUGGAAACCGAUUCUCAGAGCUUUUGGUUCAUAAGCCUGGUGAAACCAUCAUACACAGCAUCUUAGCCACCCUGCUCUCACCUCUGAGAUGGGGGAUAUCGAAAUUCGUUGAGAGUUAUCUGAGAUGGAAACUUCCCCUGAAAAAGUACAGAAUGAUACCAAAACACAGUUUUCUCCAGCAGGCUUCUUCUUGUAAGAUCUUUUUCCUGCCUCAGAAUUUCUAUGUCAAAGUUGAAGAAGGAAGCAUUGUUCUUAAGCAGUCCAAGGGGUUCUGUUUCUGUAAAGAAGGCCUCAUUCUUAACGGUGAAUCUCAUCCCUUGAAGGCAGAUAUUGUCAUUCUAGCCACAGGAUAUAAAGGCCAGGAAAAGCUCAGAAAUAUUUUCACCUCCCAAACCUUUCAAAACUACAUAAUGGGAUCUUCUACUUCUACACUUCCUCUAUACAGGCAAAUUAUACCCCCAAGAAUUCCACAACUGGCAAUAGUAGGAUUUGCAGAAAGUUUCUCAAAUCUGACAAGUUUAGAGAUUAGGUGUCAAUGGCUAGCACAUCUUCUUUGCUAUACAUUUAAAGUGCCGAGUAUAAAGGAAAUGGAGAAGGAUAUUUUGAUGUGGGAAAAAUAUAUGAAGGAAUAUGGUGGAGGAGAGUACAAAAGAUCAUGCAUUGGUGCUGUUCAUAUAUGGUAUUGUGAUCAACUGUGUAAAGAUAUUGGGUGUAAUCCAAGGAGGAAGGGAGGCUUUUUCUCUGAACUGUUUCUACCAUAUGGACCAGAUGACUAUGCGGGUCUUGCUCCUCGCAAAUAA